Molecule: messenger RNA, 1245 nt
Organism: Microthlaspi erraticum
Lineage: Eukaryota; Viridiplantae; Streptophyta; Magnoliopsida; Brassicales; Brassicaceae
Source: the annotation of a GenBank genome assembly
AUGAGAAAAAUCCAGAGAUCAACACAUGAUGAUGAUGAUGAUGAUACUGAUAGAUCUCAUCAAUCCCUAGAUCAUAUUCCUCACGAUCUAAUCGCCGAGAUACUCUCACGACUGCCCACGAAAUCGAUCCUGAGAUCUCGCUCCGUCUCUAAGCUAUGGUCUUCCAUCACCACCACUCCAGAUUUCAUCAACUCGUUCGCAAGUCGGUCCUUGGCAUCAGCACAGCCUUGUGUUCUGCUAAUCUUUAGUAAACUCGACCAGCUGUUCGUUUUCUCGUCUCCGAUACACCAGAAUAAUACUCAUCCUCCUCCUCCUCCUGAUCAAACGGAGAGUUAUCAAUUUACAAUCCCUAAUAAUGGUCUCCUUCAUCGUCAUGGUUCCGUCCACGGUUUGAUUUACUUUGACACCUCUACACAGCUCAUGAUUUGGAACCCUACCUUAAAACGCAUCAUCACUUUCCCUGAGCUCCAAGGCAGUGAAGGCAAAUACAAAACAACGCUUUUGGGAUAUGAUCCUGUUGACCGUAAAUACAAAGCCCUUUGCAUUUUUAGAGGCUACAAGAAUGGUAUUCUUACAUUGGGAGCUCAAGAAUCAUGGAGAAUGCUACCCAAAGAUGAUUUCCCUUUGCAUUACUGCGUUAGCGAAGGUUGUGUGAUAUGCAUUAAUGGAGUUAUUUACUAUACAGUUAUUUUGAAUGUUUAUGAUUCUAAUGAUUUCUCUGAGGAGCAUGGCGUUAUGAGCUUUGAUCUCCAAUCUGAAAAGUUCAGGUUUAUUAAAUAUCCCAUGGAGAACCACAAAAGUUUAUCUUUUGUAUCCUAUGAGAGAAGAUUAGCUUUGAUGAUAGGUUCCAAUGGGCGCUCUAGUACCGAAUUAUGGAUUUUGGAGGAUGCAGAGAAUCACCAAUGGGAAUACAAACAGUUUCCUCCACCACAGCUUCCUUACAUAAUAUGGAUUUUAAGGGGAUUGAGGUUGAAGGGUGUUACUGAUGCUGGUGAGUUUAUUUACGUUUCUACACCAUAUGAUACAAAUGAUAUUAGAAGCCCUAGUCACAUUAAUGAUGAAGAAAGGAGUUCGUAUGAACGCUUCGAUAUUUUGUAUUUUGAUCCCAAGAAAAACAGUUCAAGACAAGUUAAGCUUCGAGGAAUCGGAUUUGACGAUUUUGAGCGACUUGAAUUGUAUGAAUACGAUUUUAUGAAAGACUUAACCGUUGUACCAAGGCACAUUGAGAGUCUCAUGUCGCUGUAA